This is a messenger RNA of Apaloderma vittatum (bar-tailed trogon), 1308 nucleotides long. RefSeq names its product THUMP domain containing 3 (gene THUMPD3). The transcript is spliced from 8 exons. Gene Ontology annotation, molecular function: RNA binding; tRNA (guanine) methyltransferase activity. Lineage: Eukaryota; Metazoa; Chordata; Aves; Trogoniformes; Trogonidae. The annotation marks the transcript as partial. The record is from RefSeq and is a predicted model, not a curated record. Gene Ontology annotation, biological process: tRNA methylation.
GUUCAUCGCCUGAGGUCAGUGGACAAUUUAUUUGUGGUUGUUCAGGAGUUCAAAGACUAUCAGUUCAAAGAAAAAAAGGAAGAUGCUCUGAAGGAUUUGGAAGAUUUGGUUAAGAAGCUGCCUUGGACCAGUCCUUUGAAGAUUUGGGAGCUGAACAACAGCUUGAAAAAGAAAAAGACGAAACGUAAGAAACAUAAUCUGCAGAGUGCUGCAAGCAAAAAGAAGUUGCCUGAGGGUGGAGAGGAGGAGGGAACAGGUCAAGACAACGCCAGCCAACAGGAGGACUGUGCCCAGAGUGCUGCCGGGCUAGAACCUGCCAGCGGCCAGGACACGGAAAAGACGCAAGAAGCGUCAUCUCGAAACGAGGAGGAGGAGGAGGAUGGACGAUCCGAUGCUAAGGAGGAGGUGCAGGCAGGUUCUGGGGACGAGACCAAGGCUGGUGACGGUAAGACGAGUGACGGAGGGGCGAAGGUGCUGAAGUUCCGCGUGACGUGCAACAGAGCAGGAGACAAGCACAGCUUCACGUCCAACGAUGCCGCAAGAGACUUCGGCGGAGCUGUGCAGGAGCACUUCCAGUGGAAAGCAGACAUGACUAACUUUGAUGUAGAGGUUCUUCUGAAUAUUCACAACAAUGAAGUAGUUGUGGGUAUUGCACUAACUGAGGAGAGUCUGCACAGACGAAAUAUUACCCAUUUUGGACCCACAACUCUUCGUUCAACACUGGCUUAUGGCAUGCUUAGACUCUGUGAUCCACAGCCAACAGAUAUCAUCGUGGAUCCCAUGUGCGGGACGGGCGCGAUACCCAUAGAGGGAGCUACAGAAUGGCCUGGCUGCUACCAUAUUGCUGGUGAUAACAACCCACAGGCUGUGAAGAGGGCAGCAAACAACAUCUGUUCUUUGCUAAAGAAAAACGAGAAUAAGGAAAGCAGCACUUCCCUGGGCAUACCCUUAGACAUCAUCCAGUGGGAUAUUUGCAAUCUGCCCUUGCGGACCGGUUCUGUGGACAUCAUCGUGACAGACAUGCCCUUUGGAAAGAGGAUUGGGUCAAAGAAGAAGAACUGGGAUCUCUACCCAGCCUGCCUGAUGGAGAUGGGCCGCAUCUGCACGCCGGGGACAGGCCGGGCCGCGCUGCUUACGCAGGACAAGAAAUGCUUUGCCAAGGCCUUGUCACGAAUGGGACACAUCUGGCGCAAAGCGCAGACGGUGUGGGUGAACGUGGGCGGGCUCCACGCUGCGGUGUAUCUGCUGAAACGCACCUGGGAAAGAGCAGAAGAAAAAAGAUCCUUCUGGUGACCUGUGUGGGAGAAG